This is a messenger RNA of Aspergillus pseudonomiae, 282 nucleotides long. RefSeq lists its product as uncharacterized. The transcript is spliced from 2 exons. The record is from RefSeq and is a predicted model, not a curated record. Lineage: Eukaryota; Fungi; Ascomycota; Eurotiomycetes; Eurotiales; Aspergillaceae. Bases 1 to 282 code for a protein of 93 amino acids.
AUGAAGCCAUCCUCCGUUAUCUUCGCGCUCUUCUCCCUGGUCACUGUUGCAGUUGCAGACAAAGUAUGCACGCCAAGCUUCGACUACUGCUCCGCUGAGCUCAUUAGCAAGAAAGGAUUCACGGAAGAUGAUCUCAAGACCGCACUGAAGGGAACGGAAUUUGAGACGGAAGACCUGAAUAACAUUCUUUUCCAUUGCACGAAUCCUGGCAUUGUCGGCCAUCCAAAGCUCUGCAGUAGUGGAUGCAAGAGUACGGAGCAGGAGGGUAGCCACAGCUGUUAG